UCCGACCGAGUACACUUCGAUUGAAAUUGUUUAUACUGAAGUUUAUGUAAUUUUGUGCAAAGCCAGUACGAAGUUAGUCAUAAUGAGAGUUUUUGUACCUCUAAUUGUAAGUCACGUUCAGCAGGUUCUAUCGGUGUUAUCUGACGCUAGUCCAAUAUACCUUCGUGCUAUAAAAUGCCUGGACAACAAAAAGUGUGCUGUGGGAAUCGUCGAUGAGAAUUACAAUAAGCUACCAACAGAGUACCCGAGCGAAGAACGGUGUGCUGAGCUGUGUAGAGCCUCUAUGUAUGCCGAAACAAAAAGCGUAGGAGAAAAGAAGACUCCGCUGAUACUCAUGUUCUUAACUGGUAAUCAACAAGAAAAGAGCAGCUUGGAUGUCGCCAAUAAAGCUAAGACACGAAGACGAGGUUCUGACAGCAGUUCUGAAGAGGACGAUUCAAAGGAGAGCAGAGGUGACAGAAAUCCUGACAACCCGUACAGCACGCGGGAUAAUAAGUACAAGCUUAACACUGUUUGGAAUUACCAAAUGAGCGGUAACCAUCUGAAUCUGAACCCCAAAGCCCCAAGUUUUGGCAGCAUGGAACCAUCCCCAGUCAAGCUAUUUCGCGGUAGAAAAUGGUGGUACUUUAACCAGGACGACUACUUGCCAAUGAAUUGAUCCAGAAACUACAAUUUAAUCGCUUUUUUAGUUUCCAAAAUAUAAAUGAUAAUUUAAAUUGUAAAGCUACGCAAUUUACACAUUUUAAAUGAGCUUUCACUUUUGCAUCGACUAAGUAAGUUUACAUUUUGAAAUGUAAACUUACUCCAACACAAUUUAUUUAAUGAGAAGCCCUAAAUUUGAGAGCGGUCUCAAACUUAUGCGCGGCCUUUUUUUAAAUAAAGAUUCCAAAAAGCA
Aricia agestis (brown argus) is the source of this 895-nucleotide messenger RNA. RefSeq lists its product as uncharacterized. The transcript has 9 exons. The record is from RefSeq and is a predicted model, not a curated record. Bases 83 to 658 code for a protein of 191 amino acids. Lineage: Eukaryota; Metazoa; Arthropoda; Insecta; Lepidoptera; Lycaenidae.